Messenger RNA from Eimeria necatrix, 1389 nucleotides. RefSeq lists its product as hypothetical. Gene Ontology annotation, molecular function: aspartic-type endopeptidase activity. NCBI's taxonomy places the organism in Eukaryota, Apicomplexa, Conoidasida, Eucoccidiorida, Eimeriidae. The record is from RefSeq and is a predicted model, not a curated record. The coding region runs from base 1 to 1389 and encodes 462 amino acids. The transcript is spliced from 3 exons. Gene Ontology annotation, biological process: proteolysis.
AUGAUUCAAGAAGAUGGACCUGCCACAAGGAAGCUGAGUAGCAACAGGACCCAAUGCAAUUCCACUCUGCCCACGGUGAAGAAAGUGCGCCGGUACGCACUGAAGGGAAUGGAGCCGCGUGAGUGGGGAAACGCGCUUAUAGACCAUCUCGUGGGGCCGGCUCUAACGUAUUGGAUGUAUCUACAGCGAACUUUCGAUCUAAGCGACUGGACGACCGUAAAGCACCGGCUUUUGGAACGGUUUAACAGAACAAUGUCACAGAGCGAAAUGCUAACUGAGUUGGCUAAAGUGCGGUGGAAUGGCAGCCUGAAGGAUUACACGGACCGGUUUGCGACAGUAGCGGAGCGGGGCAUGAGUCUUACCCCUGCCGAACUCGCGGAAUACUACUGCACGGGGCUACCGACUGACCUCCAUCUCUCAAUAACUAAUGACGGACACGUGAAAUACCUGACGUGGGAACAAGCGGCGACAGCCGCAACACGGUUUUACGAGCCCAAGCAGAGCGUGCUGGAACUCCGCGAAAGAAACAGUCGAGCCCUUAGGGCUGCCAUGCAGGCUAAUGGACCCCGUGGGCGCCAGGAAAUAGAAAAUCGCUCUUGGGGAGCCCGAGGAAACUGUUUUGAGUGUCAGGGUCGCGGACACCCGGCACGCGUCUGCCCCAGCAAGGGGGAACGUACCAAGCGUCCGGGGGAAACCUGCAAGAGAUGUGGAGGCCCCAAUGCCAUCCCAGUCUCCCUUGAGAGGAGAAACCAACUCCUCAGCACUGCGGAAGGAACUAAAACGAGCAAGGAGCACGAGGAAGAGACUCGGCCGCUCACGGAAAUGCGGUGGAAGUCUGGGCCAACGUCGAUCCUGAGUGAGGAGACUCCGGACGCGACGACGAAUAACCGCAGGAAGUCUGCGGAGGCAACAAAGGAAGGCCACGGGUCCGACGUGACAGAGAUUCUGCCCCACUGGUGGAGGGAGACUUACAUGAAAGAGUCUUACGACCAAGGGGGAGCGUUGUGUUGUGUGGGUGCGACGGCGGUACUUCGCGUAGAGCUCGUAGGGAGUCCAUGUGAGGCCCUCUUGGAUACUGGAGCUUCACGAAGUUUCAUUAGUCCCAAAACAGUCGAACGACUGCAGCUGAAAGUGCGGAUGCUUCCAAGGGAACAUAGGUUCACUGUGGCCACAGGUGCACGACUACGCAUUGACCGGGUUGUAACGGGACUGACGUUGUGGUGUGGACACGCACGUUUUUCCGGGGACUUUUUAGUGGGACCCGUCCCCUAUGACUUAGUCUUGGGCUUGGAUUGGCUGACGGAACACAAGGUGGCCUGGUAUUUUCAGUCAGACAAGCUCCGAACCUAUGACUUACCGGUCACCACGCUCAAUGGCCAGCAAGCCUGA